Messenger RNA from Dacryopinax primogenitus, 1566 nucleotides. RefSeq names its product alpha/beta-hydrolase. The transcript is spliced from 9 exons. NCBI's taxonomy places the organism in Eukaryota, Fungi, Basidiomycota, Dacrymycetes, Dacrymycetales, Dacrymycetaceae. The record is from RefSeq and is a predicted model, not a curated record. The coding region runs from base 1 to 1566 and encodes 521 amino acids.
AUGUUACUUCAGUUGGCAUUCUCUCUGGGUGUACUGCACAUCGGCGCUGUUGGUUGUUCUCCAAUUGAACCGCAGGCUGGAACGCUUGUUGAUACCGCUCAAGGACCUGUUCAAGGAAUGCUUGUUUCUGCUGGUGUACGCCAAUGGCUUGGCAUUCCUUUCGCAGCUUCCACGGGUGGAUCUCUCCGUUUUGAACCCCCACAGCCUGCCCCGUCUCGGUUCAGUACAUUCUCGGCCACGCAGUUCGGUGACUCUUGCCCCGCCAUUCUGAGCGCUGAAUUCUUGGAACUCCUUGGAAUGCUACAGCAACAGGAGAGUGUUCCUUUCGGAGAAGACUGUUUAAGCCUGAAUAUCUGGUCGCCUGCAACAACCAGACCCCAGGGUGGUGCGAUUUUACUGUGGGUAUAUGGCGGUUCUGGUCAGUUCGGCACGAGCAACACUCCAUACUACAACGGCCAAACCUUCGUCGCGAACUUUGACGACAUUGUCAUUGUCACCAUCAAUUACCGAUUGAAUAUUUUCGGGGGACCAAAUGCACCGCAACAGACGCUUGAUCUCAGUAUGCUAGACAUGGAAGCGGCAAUUCAAUGGGUGUACGCCAAUAUUGCGGCCUUCGGGGGAGAUCCAGAGAGAAUCACGCUCUUUGGCGAGAGCGCAGGGGCCAUUGCCGUAGAUGCUUAUGGUUUCAUCCAUCCAGACGAUACCAUUGUGAAGGGUAUCAUCGCUGAAUCAGGCACUGCUUCACUGGCCGGCAAUUCUUCCACAGAUUCGUCGGCGUACAGCGCCGCCGACUCGCCUUGGAAUACUGUGGCGAGUGCGUUGGGCUGCGGAACAACGGACGAUGCGGCUCAGUUUGCAUGUAUGCAAUCCGUUCCUUGGCAGGACCUUCUCAAUGAGGUCAUUUCCAGCGGCCAAACUUUCGGCGGCGGCUCAACGGGUCUGGUGGGCGACGUCAGUGCACUCUCUUCGGAAGGAAAGUUCCUUAAGGUUCCCUUUCUGGUGGGAAAUAACGCCAACGAGGGAGACAUCUUCGUGGUUGAAAUGGAAGAAGAAAAUCUGAAUACGACCAUCCCAAUCGUAGGAACUGUGAUAAGCGACGCUAUCACGAUACUAUUGGCCACAUGUCCGGCGUCUAAGGAAGCUGGUGAUCGCGUGGAUGCCGGCGUGCCCACGUGGCGCUACAUGUUCGAAGGGGCAUACCCGGACCUGACAAACAACAACCCGAAUCUACGUGCUUACCAUGGCGAGGAGAUUGCCCUCGUGUUUGGAACGUAUAACUAUUCUACGUUCCCAUACCCACCGACAGCGAACGAGAUUGAACUAUCCUCGUGGAUACAAGGUGCUUGGGUGGCCUUUGCACGAGAUCCAGUGCAUGGACUUACGAACUAUGGAUGGCCGGAAUACGGGUCCAGCGUCUUAUGGCCCGUGGCGGCCCUUGGCAAUCCCGGAAAUCCCGGAGGAGCCACAUAUGAGGCCGCUGUUACGUUCGACUUGACCUGUGAUGUCCUCGACACAGUCGAAGCUAUCGUCGAGAAUGUGGUUGCUCUAUUGGGUGAUCUCUUGUAG